UUAUUCCAUUUUAUCCUAUUAUCCCAAAGAGCCAAGAAGCACGUGGCCAAAUCCCCCUUACAUUUCGUAGCUUGCUCCUCAGCCACGGACUAUCUCCAUGGACAUGGAGUAAUGCAAGAAACAAGAAAAGAAACGAGGCGAUUAAUUUAAUUAAAUGAUCAAAAUGGGCUCGCAAAUAAUGAAAGUCACGCCUUUCGCAGCUUCUAGAACGUUCAUUGCCAGCGGCCCCGCUCUCGCAACACUCAAUCGCAUCCCUAAAGCUCCCAUUUCUCAAAUAAUUAGACAUAGCAGCUACUUGUCGGGUGGGGUUUCUGGGUUGGGUCUAAAUCGGGGGAAGAAGGGUUUCAGAAGCGGAGUUGUGGCCAUGGCUACUACUAAUUCAGUGCAUAAAUCGGAUGAGGAGUGGCGCGCUGUUCUGUCGCCGGAGCAGUUUCGUAUUCUAAGGCUCAAGGGCACUGAGUUUCCUGGUACAGGUGAAUAUGACAAGUUCUUUGGGGAGGGUAUAUACGAAUGUGCAGGAUGUGGAACUCCCCUCUACAAGUCAUCAACCAAAUUCAACUCUGGCUGCGGUUGGCCUGCCUUCUACGAGGGUCUCCCUGGGGCCAUAAACCGAACUGGCGAUCCUGAUGGACGGAGGAUAGAGAUCACUUGUGCAGCCUGCGGUGGCCACCUCGGUCAUGUCUUCAAAGGAGAAGGGUUUCGUACACCCACAGAUGAACGCCAUUGUGUUAAUAGCGUAUCGCUCAAGUUCACUCCAGGAAAUUCUGAAUCUUCGCUGUGAUGUCAAUGUCAAGUACAAGCUUUUCCUCUUCCUAUUUGAGUGUCAUAAUAGAGUUGUGUAUGAUAUACUACCUAAUAGUAGAACUUCUCUGUCGUCACUACCGAUUGGUGUAUUCAUUAAGCGGUAUCUCGCAGAUUUUGAUAUGCAUUGCCGAGCUUCGUGUGUGUGUUUUUUUAACGCUUAAAUGCAUUACAAUAUAUGGCAUAUUUAUGAAUUGCUUGAUGUGGUUUUUA
This is a messenger RNA of Salvia miltiorrhiza (redroot sage), 1014 nucleotides long. Its product is annotated as peptide methionine sulfoxide reductase B5-like. Gene Ontology annotation, biological process: protein repair; response to oxidative stress. The coding region runs from base 155 to 781 and encodes 208 amino acids. The record is from RefSeq and is a predicted model, not a curated record. NCBI's taxonomy places the organism in Eukaryota, Viridiplantae, Streptophyta, Magnoliopsida, Lamiales, Lamiaceae. The transcript is spliced from 3 exons. Gene Ontology annotation, molecular function: peptide-methionine (R)-S-oxide reductase activity.